GCCCAAUAAAACACAAACUUCCCAUAAAGCUCUGUUCCUUUCUUCAAUUUGCUGAACCACGUUAGAAGAAAAACCCGACGAGCCGAAAGAGGAGCUUGCUUACCAAUCAAUUCUCCAUCUGAGUUUGUGUGAGACAGAGAGAGGUUGCUACAAUGCGUUAUGCACAGCUUGUUAUUGGCCCAGCAGGCAGCGGAAAGUCAACUUAUUGCUCAUCUUUACACCAACACUGUGAAACUAUCAGACGAACAAUGCACAUAGUUAACUUGGAUCCUGCUGCAGAAGUCUUUAACUAUCCUGUGGCAAUGGAUAUCCGAGAGCUUGUUUCCGUUGAUGUUUUUAUGGAGGAGCUAAAGUGUGGUCCCAAUGCUGCUCUCAUCCGUUGUAUGGAGUACCUUGAGGACAGUCUUUAUAAUUGGUUGGAUGAAGAAUUGGAGAACUUCACAGACGAUGACUACUUAGUCUUUGACUGUCCAGGCCAGAUAGAGAUUUUCACACAUGUACCUGUGCUCAAAAACUUUGUGGAGCAUCUGAAGAAGAAUAGCUUCAAUGUCUGUGCUGUGUAUUUGCUUGACUCACAGUUUGUAACAGAUGUAACCAAGUUUAUCAGCGGAUGUAUGGUUUCUCUUUCUGCAAUGAUCCAGCUUGAACUGCCUCAUGUUAACAUCCUCUCUAAGAUGGAUCUCUUACAGGACAAAAGCAACAUUGAGGAAUACUUGGAUCCGGAGCCACGCAUAAUGCUGGCUGGGUUAAACCAAAGGAUGGCUCCUCAAUAUGCAAAACUGAACAAAGCCUUGAUUGAAUUGGUGGAACAGUACAGCAUGGUGAGAUUCACGCCGCUUGAUUUGAGGAAAGAAAGGAGCAUACAAUAUGUACUCUCUGAAAUCGACAAGUGCAUUCAGUUUGGUGAAGACGCAGAGGUCAAGAUCAAAGAACUUGAUGAAGACAUGGAUCAACUAGAGCUCUAGAAGAAAAUUUGGAAGUUAACUUCUUUGUGAAGGAAGAGUAAUGUGUAGUCAGUCAGUAGUGACAUUUUGUGUUUGUUCAUUACUCUUUUAACUUUUUAUAUUUCAGAAACUGAUGCUAAAACUCGAGUUAAAGACAAUUGCAAAUUCAAGAUUUUAUAACAAUAGAGUGUGUUGUUUAAUAA
Messenger RNA from Raphanus sativus (radish), 1147 nucleotides. RefSeq lists its product as uncharacterized. The coding region runs from base 153 to 965 and encodes 270 amino acids. Gene Ontology annotation, molecular function: GTPase activity. NCBI's taxonomy places the organism in Eukaryota, Viridiplantae, Streptophyta, Magnoliopsida, Brassicales, Brassicaceae. The record is from RefSeq and is a predicted model, not a curated record. The transcript is spliced from 10 exons.